Rotaria sordida is the source of this 1608-nucleotide messenger RNA. The record is from the annotation of a GenBank genome assembly. Lineage: Eukaryota; Metazoa; Rotifera; Eurotatoria; Philodinida; Philodinidae.
AUGGGACUCAGUCAUUCAAAAGCUAAGAUUGAUGCAUUAAAACGAGAACAAAAAUUAAUUAUGAAAUUAAAUGCCGAUAUGGAAAAACAACUUGCUACUCAAGAAGAAGCAAAUAAACGAAAACAACAAGCAACUUUUGAACAAAUGGUUGCAACGUUAUUAGCAGUAGCACAAUCAAAAGCGAAUGAAACAGUGCUGAAUGACGAAAAAUCAGAAAUAGAAAUUGCAGGUACUACAUAUGAAGUUAUUCAUUAUGUUAGUCGAGGUGGUUUUGGUAAAAUUUAUAAAGCAACAGUUAAGAAUACAGGUCGUAUAGUUGCUAUUAAAAUUUUAGAAAAUACACCUGACAUACAAGAAGAAAUAAAAAAUGAAAUUAAUUUUUUACGUGUAACAAAGAGAAUUUGUAUCGAUAAUCAUCCAAUUAUCCAAUAUCGUGGUAGUAAAAUAACCAAUGAAGGUAUUUUUAUUGCAAUGGAAUAUGCUAUUUGUGAUCUUCGUACAUUUUGGAAAAAUAAAACAUUCUAUGAAACAACUGAAGAGAUAACAAUAUUUGGUAUGGUUAUCAUUGUUUAUGUAUUACGUGCAUUAGCAUUUCUUGAACGAUUGAAUAUUAUUCAUGGUGAUAUAAAACCACAUAAUAUUGUUCUUGUUCCAACUAAAAAAUAUUUUUGUAUCAAAUUAAUUGAUUUUGGUGCAGCCGAAAAAAUGAAUACUCUACAUGAACAAUUGACAGUUGAUGCAGACAAAAUUCAUACGGUAUUUUUUGCUUCACCAGAAUUUUUACAAUAUGAUUCAAAAAAUCGUAUAUCAAGACAUCUUCAUAAAAAAUCUGAUGUAUGGGCAGCUGGCGUUAUGUUUUAUCUUUUAUUUUGUGGUGAAUUUCCAUGGAAGGAUGAAAAAGAAUAUAGACAUUUUUGUAAUGAUCGUUAUGCACAAGAUAUUGUUGUACCAGCGGCUGGUGGUUAUAGAAUGAUUAUUGAACUUUUAUUAAGAAAAAAUCCAGAUGAACGUUCAAGUGCUAAAGAAACUCUUAAACAAUUAAAAGCACAUCCUGUAUUUGGAAAGAUUGUUGAAUCAUUACAUAAAAGUUUUUGUCCUGUAGAUGAUGUAUGUUAUAUGGAGGUAUCUGAUGAUAUUCGACAAGAGUUAGCACAACUUGCACGACCUGAUCAUUAUACUGGUAGACCUAUUUCACCAUCCAAGAGAAAAUCAGUUGAAAUACGGCCUCGAUGUCGAUAUUGUCGGAAAUGCAAUAGGACAGAUCUUGAUCAUCGCGAAAAAUUUGCUCAUCCAGGUGAUUCGGAUUAUCAUGUACUAGAAGUUUCUGCUGGUGGACUUUCUGAAAAUCCAAAAUGUCGCUAUGGCAUAUAUUGUUAUCGCAACGAUCAAGAUCAUUGCUCAAAAUAUUCGCAUCCAAUUGAUAGUGAGCAUGGCCAUACGAAAAUACAACAAGACGCUAACCACACAGAUGAUUUUAAUAUUCAUGCCUGUUAUUGUAUUCAUCAAGUUCUUCUUGAUAAUCGUGAUUAUGGAAUGAUUUCGCACAUCGAUGAUUAUGAUGAUAAUCCUACUGAUCAUUCUGACUAUUCAUUUACCUUGCAACAUUAA